AUGUUUAAAAUUGAUGCCAAGAAGUGUGGAAUUCGACGGUACUUCGAACUCUUUGAACAGAAAGCGAAGAGAUUUAGUGUGAAUUUCGAUCUUUGGUUUUCGUGUGCUUUACAGCUUAUUCCUGCUGAAAGGUAUGUUGUGCCCUUAAAAUUCAAAGGCACAAACGAUCCAAAUGUGCCUCUGAAAUCAGAGCUGCGGCAGAUCACAGCAUUGGAGAAGCAGAUGCCAAAGAAUGGUAAUGAUGACUAUCGCAACUCUAGUCGCCACAGUGGCAGGCCUCCUCCAGGUUCAACGUCUAGCUCAGAAAGGAGCUUGCACCGAAAUCUGCAAAGAAUCAGGUCUCCAGAUAGCAACCAGGAAGACAGACCGCAACAAGCAAGCAAACGAGAGGUCCGUACAGCCAAGAACCUCGCCAUCAUCGUCGUGUUCUUCAUGAUUUGUUGGAUGCCACUGUACACAGUGAACUGUGUCCAAGCGUUUUGUAGUGAGUGUACAGUCGCACUUUGGGUCGUGGACGCUUUCAUUGUUUUGUCUCACGUCAAUUCAGCCCUAAAUCCAUUUCUGUACGCGUACCAUAUGAGUGAUUUCAGGAACGCUUUAAAGAAACACUUCUUGUGCGACGGUGGUAAAGAUGGUAAGUGUCCGUUGCGCAAAAAGCCGAGGCUCGUGGAAAUGGAAGCUUUGUCUGCACCAGCUUUGUCCAAAACGGUGAAUAAACCUAGUUCAGAUGAGAAAGCAGCUUUCACUGACCUCGGGUAG
Molecule: messenger RNA, 759 nt
Organism: Parasteatoda tepidariorum (common house spider)
Lineage: Eukaryota; Metazoa; Arthropoda; Arachnida; Araneae; Theridiidae
Source: RefSeq, a predicted model, not a curated record